AUUUCUGUAGAGGAGUUCUAUUUUCUUCUGGAGAGGGUUACUCCUCACAUUGUGAAGCAGGAUACUCACCUCAGGAAGGCCAUCAGCCCUAAGGAGAGGCUUUCUGUUACCCUUAGAUUUUUGGCAACAGGCGAGACCUUCAACUCGUUGAGUUUCCAGUAUAGGAUUGGAAGCACCACACUGAGCAGGAUCGUCAUGGAAACAUGCACAGCCCUUACCUCUGUGUUGCGUGAAGAUUACUUGAAGACACCAUCAACUGAUGCCGAAUGGAAGGCCAUUGCCAGCGACUUUUACCAUAAGUGGCAGUUUCCCCAAUGCUUGGGGGCUAUAGAUGGCAAACACAUUUUCAUCCAACCCCCUGCCAAGAGCGGAAGCCUGUUCUACAACUACAAGUCACGAUUUUCCAUCAUUCUCAUGGCUGUAGUGGAUGCUAAUUACAAGUUCGUCUACGCGUCCGCAGGGACACAGGGAAGGGUGUCAGACGCAGGAGUGUUUGCGCAUUCGGACCUGAGGGAGGCGAUGGAUAAAGGCACCCUGAACUUCCCCCCUGUGGAAACCCUGCCAGGCACUGACGCUGUGAUGCCAUAUGUGCUGGUUGGUGAUGAGGCUUAUCCUCUCCGCCCUGACCUCAUGAAGCCAUUCCCCCACAGAAACCUCAACACCAACCAACGCAUCUACAACUACCGCCUGUCCAGAGCACGACGUGUGGUAGAAAAUGCAUUCGGAAUUCUGUCAAACCGCUUCAGAGUUUUCAGAACCACAAUCUGCCUGGAACCUGACAAGGUUGUGAAGAUUGUCUUUGCCUGCAUGUGUCUUCACAAUUUCCUGCGGCAACGCAGAUCAGAUGCCUAUGUACCACCUGGGUAUGUAGACACAGAAGAUGCCAACCACAGGCUCAUUGAAGGAGCAUGGAGACGGGAGGGAGGUCUUCAGUCAGUUGCGAUGGGACGAGCAAGAAACCCUUCAGUGGAAGCGAAAAUGCAGCGGGACCUCCUUUGCAGCUACUUUCAGACACCUGCAGGGAGUGUGUCUUGGCAAGAAGGCAUGGUGUAGGAGAUGAGACAACCAAAUUGUCUGAGAAAAGUUACCAAGUCAUUAUUUUUGUGUUAUUAUAAAAUGACAGUUCACUUCUGUAUUUGAAGAAACAUUACUCUUUGUUUAUUGAACAUGUAUAAAAACUAUGUACAGAAACAUUAAA
Molecule: messenger RNA, 1198 nt
Organism: Eleginops maclovinus (Patagonian blennie)
Lineage: Eukaryota; Metazoa; Chordata; Actinopteri; Perciformes; Eleginopidae
Exons: 3
Coding region: 196-1053 (285 amino acids)
Source: RefSeq, a predicted model, not a curated record